Messenger RNA from Lineus longissimus, 4403 nucleotides. Its product is annotated as DNA polymerase epsilon subunit 2-like. The transcript is spliced from 15 exons. The record is from RefSeq and is a predicted model, not a curated record. Gene Ontology annotation, biological process: DNA-templated DNA replication; error-prone translesion synthesis. Gene Ontology annotation, cellular component: epsilon DNA polymerase complex. NCBI's taxonomy places the organism in Eukaryota, Metazoa, Nemertea, Pilidiophora, Heteronemertea, Lineidae. Gene Ontology annotation, molecular function: DNA binding. The coding region runs from base 85 to 1647 and encodes 520 amino acids.
UCUUCCACGUGGCUUUGUUUGUAAACAAAAAGUGCCCUCUUUCGGUGUGUAUGAAAACGCGGGGAAGUGGCGCAAACAUUUGAGAUGUCCGCAAAAACAAAGUCCGAAGUUCUUUCUGGGUUUAAAAUGCAUGGUCUAACUCUAAGGAGUGAGGCCAGCAAGUAUCUUGUUGAGGUGUUUAACCAUGUCGACAACAGCCAGCGUGAAGAUUGCCUUGACAGAAUCAUUGAGGCAGUACAGAGACAGCAGUUGAAAAGUAGUAUGAUCGAUAAAGCAACUUGUGAAGCUGCUGUCCAAGAGUGCAAUGCUGACGAGGAUGAGGACAGUGGAAACACUUUCUCAGUGAUUGAUGCAUUUGAAGUGCCAAGGUUCACAUAUGCCAUUGAUAGGAAAAAGUUUAUACCUUCAAGUUCUAUGGGUAUGAAGCCUCCUCAUCUCCACAGUGAUGCUGAAGCAAAGUGUUCACUAUUCAGAGAAAGAUACACAACAUUACAUCAGAGGACAUCCAGACAUGACUUAUUCACUCCGCUGGUUCUUGGUGUAGCUGACCAAACAAAGAAAUUUCAGUUGAAACCAGUAGAGUUUUUACUUGGGAGUACAGUAAAGUUAGGAGAUAUCAUUGUGUUGGGGAUGCUGACUCAACUCAAAGAGGGCAAGUGGUACUUGGAAGACACUACAGGCUGCGUCCAACUUGAUCUGACGAAUUUCCAUAAUGGCCUUUUCACUGAGAACUGUUUUGUGCUAGCAGAGGGAUGGUAUGAAGAUCAGAUAUUUCAUGUCAAUGCCUUUGGAUUUCCUCCUCCAGAACCUGCAAAAACAACAAGAUCUUAUUUUGGAAAUACAAACUUCUUCGGGGGACCCGGUGCUGUCUCAUGUAAAGCCUCCGCAAAGUUGAAGAAAAUAGAGGAAGAAAACGAGGAAGCAAUGAUGGUUUUCUUAUCAGAUGUCUGGCUUGACCAGCCAAAGGUUUUAGAGAAACUACGGACAUUGUUCAUGGGCUAUGCUGAGAUGCCUCCAACAUGUUUCGUUUUCUGCGGCAACUUCACAUCAAAACCUUAUGGAGGAGAGCAUGCAAAAAUCUUCACAGACUCAUUAAAAAAUCUUGCCAAGGUGAUAGGAGAGUAUCCCACUCUAACUCAGACCGGUCGAUUUGUGUUUGUCCCUGGACCUCAAGAUCCGGGCCAUGGAACCAUUCUCCCAAGACCUGCAAUACCGUCAUGCUUGACCACAGAAUUCAUGAGAAAGGUGCCAAAUGCUCUAUUCACGAGUAAUCCCUGUCGGAUCCAGUACUGUACCCAAGAGAUUGUGAUAUUCAGGGAGAACAUUGUGACCAAGAUGUGCCGAAAUUGUGUCCGAUUUCCAAAGGAUGGUGACACACCAACUCAUUUCACCAAAACCAUAAUCUGCCAGGGCCAUCUCUGCCCGCUUCCUCUGCACGUGAUGCCCCUCUACUGGCAAUAUGACAACGCUUUACGGCUAUACCCUCUUCCCGACCUCAUUAUCUGUGCUGACAAGUUCGAUCCUUUUAGUGUCACGCAAGUGGACUGUACAGUUGUCAAUCCGGGCUCAUUCCCAAGAAGUGACUUCGCAUUCAAGGUGUACAUUCCAGCCACACGUCAAGUAGAGGAGAGUAGGAUUGAGGACUGAGCCAGCUCAUUUUGCGGUACAAUGCAACACGUCUACUAUGGAAAGCAAUGCAGUUUCCGAAUCCGACAAAGAGCUUCACACUUUGCUAAAAUCGACAUUUCAGACAGGACAGUUCAACUUGAAAAAUUGAUACACAUGAUAUGAUGUGAAAUGGUAAAAACCGGAUUGUUUGCAAUUGACUGACGAUGGAGUGCCGAAUAAACUCGGUAAAAUGUGAAUCUUGUGCAAUUGACUAACAAUGGUGUGCCGAAUAUACUCGGGUCAGAAACUGCCUGGAGCCUCAUCUUGUAAAACAAGCAUGGGCUUUGAUUAGGCAUGUUUAUAUCUGAGUUUGAAUCUUUAGACAUUACAUAUGAUCGGAGUUGCUUCGAUUUCUAGAAAGCACAAUUUAGAUAUCCUUGACAUAAUUAAUCACAAUACCCUGAAUUCAAUGUGGUGAGAAUACUUUGGCUAUCGUCCAGGUCUCCAGUGUGGCCUUGAUACUAUGUCAACAAGAGUUGUUAAGAGGACAAGAGUUGAAAAAGUACAUGCAUAUAUAAGUUGGGGGGAUGGCCAGAGUUAUUUGUGAGUGCACUUUCGUCAUCAUGUUGAAAAUGGCGUACUCUUCAACACUAUUAUAAAGCUGGUUUAGGGGCAUCUCUUGCACAUAGGGCUAUAACAUAUACGAUUGGCAUUUUGUACAGGAACCCUCUACCAGCUUCAUUGCGUUGACACAUUUCGACGUAGGGAGCAAGGGAAAGUGUUCCCCACCUCCACCACUUGUGUUUUGAGUAGGCCCUCAUAACAACUUUUUUCAGUGAUGAAUUGAACGUGGCCCUAUUGCUAAAUGCUCAAAAUCAUGAGAUGUUGAAGAGUAGGACUGGUCAAAGUGACUGAUUCUGCGAUGAUAUGAUCUCGACUGUCACCGAUUAGGAAGUAGGCUUUUGAUAAAUCGCUGCAGAUGGAGCUGCUAAUAGUUGUGGUGAUGAUGAUACCGGUUAUGAAAAUAAUGAUUAGAUCUUCUACCUACUUCAUAUAUCACUGCUAUUCAUCAUUGCAUACUUGAGGGUCAUCAACAUACUCCCUCCAUUGCACUGUGCUUUUCGUCCGCGUGCAGUCCCUUUUUGCCAAAACCAAUUGGCUCAUGCUUGCUGCAAAUGUACCAGAAAAAGAGAGGAGCCAUAAAUACUUAGAUAACCGUCUUUAUGGUAAUUAUGUGGCAUUUAUGAUGCUUUCUUACAAUCAAUAAUGCCUGAGUGACUCCAGAUGCAACACCACCUUGGUAUAGUUGCACCAUCUAAUGCUAUAAAAAGUAAAUAUCUCCGCUCUGGGGAUAAAAGUAUUGAUUCGUUCACUACCUGAUGCAUGCUUCUUUAGAAUCUGGUGAUAUAUGAAGACGGUAGACUGCUCAGAAAAAAUGAUACUGUAUAUUAAUGCACUUGGUGCAAGGCCGUUGGGUUAGUUAAUUUGUUGAAUUUAUGUGGUGAUGUUUUUUUGUGCAAAUUGAUUUUUUGGUAACUGUUAGUCUAUGCUACAAUAUUGUAUCAGAUAAUCACCCUUAUGUGAAUAGCCUUAUCUUUUUUUUUUAAUUGGCAAUAAAUUUCCCACAAAAGUGAUUGCGACAUGUUUUAUUUGUUGCUGCCUGUCUUUUACUGCCAAACAUCAAGCUUUCGCUAGUAGAUAUUGCAUAUGUGCCAUGUGCAGUCUCUCUGUGGGUUAACUAAAUUGGAAAUGAAAACACCACAUCCACAGGUCUGUCACUCAAUAUCCGUGGCAGGUGAAGGUAUCAGUUAACCUAUUGCAACACCAUAGAAACAAGGCAUGUUGGAAGGUCACAACGGAAUUAUAUAGAAAUGUGUGGUCUUACACCCCUCAAAAUGAAUUAGGCUUUUGUUGGGUUUUUUUCUGUCAUCAAUGCCUCUCCAGGUAGGCACAUAUUUUUUAGGCAGACUGAUACGUUUACCCACUGUGAUACCCCUGAUAUAAAGUAUUGUAACAUCAUACCAGAUAUGGCUUAUUUCUUUAUUCUGCCAGUGCAUUCUGUUCACCUCAGACUCGUCUGUGUCACCUCAAGGUUACUUGCAUCUGUGUACAAUCAUCCAGUGUUCUGUGUGGAAUGCACAGUGCACACAUGUAAUCGCUUUGAACUAAGCUGACAGACUUUGAGUGUCAUUCAACUGGAUAUUGCACUUGAUGUGCUGACAUAACUUGUGUAGUAACCUGUCUUGUGAAUGUGUUAUUGCCUGUACAAUCUAAUUAUCAGCAUACAUCAGUGACGGCACCCAUCAAAAGAUUGGAAUCCCAAUAUUAUUGGGUGAAAAGGGUGGAACAGCAAGAAAACUGUAUUGCGUGUAGAAUCUAUUUGUAAUCAUUUGUACAAUGUCAUCGCCCACAAUGUUCAGCUAUUUUCCUGUCAUUUGUGCUAUAAAACCAUCUCAACUUUGCCAGAAUUUUCUGUAUGCUGUUGUACAUAAAUGUACAAUGAUAUCUACUCUCGUGAUCACAAGUGUUUGCUGUGGCCAAAAUGGCCUGUAUCAAAAUAUUUCAACCAAAUCUCACAAAAUAUGUUGUAGUGAGAAGUGACCUAUUUUGCUCAAAUGCUGCGAAAUCACACUUUGAUUUGAAAGAGGCCAUUUUGGCUACAUCGGUGGCUUAUCAUCUAGAGAGUAGUAGCAAGUGUGAGAUCAUGUAAAUACAUGUAUAUCUGUAAACUUCCAAAUAAUCAUUCACCUGUAUGGUUCCUGGGACAAUAAAAUGCUUCAGAAAUAUUUUAAGAA